CUUACGCAUCACGCCUGUUAUAGCGUUGCUUGUUGAUAUUGUUUUGAAUAUUUGUCGAACUGUAAUAUUUUGUAAUUAAUAUUGAAUUCUACGUACUACAGGCACAACGAUUGUGUCUCCCAAUAUUAAAAUUCAUUUUAUAAUUUUAUUUGGUGUUGUGAAUAUGUGUCUAAAUGUAGUAACGAUCUCGUUGCGUGUGGUGGCGUGAUAAUUUUAGCCAUUUCAACAAAUAAGUUGUGCAUCAUUGUAAAUUAUUGAAAAUGUCUACAAGAAGUGGACGUGUUCGCGCUAGUAUAGCGGAUACAAGCCCUUCUCGGAGAAGAAAAGUUGCAUCGCCAUCGCGAUCUCCCGCCAGAAACCGUAAAGAAUCUACAGAGCGUAUAACUCGCCAAUCACCUAGAAAGUCUCCCAGUCGUAAACCUACUUUGAAAUACCCAGCUCGUAAGUCUCCCUCAAGAACGGUUAAAGAGAAAGACGAAUCAGCUUUAAAGUCUCCCGCAAAGCGCGCACCAAUGCAGAAUGCAGAAGUUAAGUUGGAAGACUUCUCUGCUAAACUCGAAGUUAUUCGCAGUACGCGGUCCAAACGUAUUGAGUAUACUAUCAAAGAUAUCCCAAUAAAAUCAAUUGAAGAUGAUUUAAAUGGUAUUGAUAGCACGGACUUUAGUGAAUAUAGUUUAAGAGACCGCCGUUCUGUUGAUAUCGCUCCUAGACGAUCUAGUCGGCUUCGAGACUUUGUGGAAAAUGUACCAGACAUAAGAAGGAGUUUAAGUAAAUCCUUAAGCAAGUCAAUUAGCAAAAGUAUAGAUACAUAUUCCGAUGAUGAAUCUGAAUUGCUUAUUCGAAGAAAAUCAAUAUCUGUUGUAAGAAAAUUAUCUACACCUGUUCCAAGCACAGUCUCAUUAGCACAAGUUAAUAACAAAUUUGAGUUUGGUGGGGUAUUUGGUGCUAUAGCUUUGAUGUUUAUUAUUCCUCUAAUUGCAUUUGGGAUUUUAAGCUCAUGUACUAAAAUGUGUUAUCACAAUAUACAUUUGGAUUUAACUGAGUUUAAAAAUACAAUAUGGCUAACUGUGCCCUCAUUGGAGAUUAUUCUUGUUCAAAAUAUUUUACAAGCUGGUAUUCAUAUGUUACCGGUAUUUGGAAGCAAGCAAGUAGACGGUGUAGGUAAAAAGUUUUGCUUCAAUGCUCUUUUCGCAAGUAUUGUUACACAAAUCAUACUGUUUUCUCUGAAUUUCUAUAAAAUAUUUAAUAUUAAUACGAUCUUGGAGUCUCACUUACAGCUGGGAGUUGUAUCUUUUCUAAUAGCAUUGGUUUUGUCUGUGUUUCUUUAUUUAAAAGCCAUAAAUAUGAAUGAGAAUGAUUUGAAUCCAUAUGGAAACUCUAAAUAUGCAAUCUACAAUUUUUUUAUUGGUCGAGAAGUCUACCCACAGAUAAAGAAAUUUAAUAUAAAGUUAUGGACCUAUAGAGUGUGCAAUAUUACCACUCUUACACUACUGGUUCUUAUAUUAAAAGAGAGUUUUUAUGUUGAAGUGAAAAACCUUGAAAACAUAAGUUUGACUAAUUAUCAAGAAAUACUAAGCAAGGUGCAAUACAGGCCAACACUCGCUGUAUUCACAUUGAUGCAAAUAAUGUAUGCCCUAUACUUUGUUAUCUGCGAAUACAAGGUUAUAUCUACAUUUUACUGGCAAUAUGAGGGGCUGGGUUAUAUGCAGUUAACUGCAACUGCAUUAUACCCAUUUUAUUUUACAAGUAUAUCAAAAUACGUCGCAGACUCUGGAUUAAGUUUACGUACUAAUACUUUAAUAGCAGCAACUGCAUUAUUCUUAUUUGGAUUUGUCUUUAUGUAUAUGAGUAAUGACAUAAAGUACAGGUUCAGGAAAAAUCCACUAGACCCGACGACAGUCCAUCUCGACUCGAUGCCAACCUUUCACGGUAAGAAGAUUCUUCUCUCCAACUUGUGGGGCUUCGUGCGUCAUCCAAAUUAUUUGGGGGAUAUUAUUAUGCAUUUAGCUUUAGCUCUACCUGGCAUUUUGUCUUCUCGGCCCGUGGCUGCUCUUCCGGCUUUACUUCCAAUAGUCGUUUUGAUACAUCGAGCUUGGCGGGACCAUUGCAGAUGCAGGAGGCGUUACGGGGCCGCCUGGCAGAGAUACUGCAACCGAGUACCCUCCCUAUUAUUGCCUAAAAUACUCUAGUAUAUGUUAAUAGUAAAUAGAUAAUUAUUUUGUGUACUUUUAGUAGUCUUUGCAAAGUAUAUUUUUCAGGUCAUGCCUUUUAAAUUAAUCCGGGGCCAAAUCACAAACGAAAUGCUAACUAAUUAUUGAUCGACAUUUUUAGUAAUUAUUAUACAAAAAUGCCGAUCUAUAAUUUAAAUUUUUAGAUAAAGUAUAGAAAAAUAUUUUACAGAUUAUAUACAUUUAUAGUUAGUUUACAUUAAAUUGUGGUCUGUUAAAUUUAGAUUUUAUUUAAUAACGUAUAAAAAUAAUAUAGGUAUGAAUUAUAUUUGCCAUUUUGGUACCACCGGUUUUAGAUCUGGGUUUAUAUUAGUUUAAAUUUAUGUUUCGUAUGAUUUAGUGCGUAGUUAAUUAAAAUAUAAUGUGUAUGCAAAUAGACUAAUCAAUUUAUAAACUGGUAUUCCAUAUUCCGUGGUAAGGUCUCAUUCACGCGGAUGCUUAAAGCGAAAAGCACAGUUUUAUAAUCCUAACAUCAAAUAAAUAUAUUGAAAUAAAAUUAUUAAUUAUGACGAAUGAUAAUUACGACGUAGAUACAACAUUUUAUUUAUGAUAUUGUAUUAUUGUCUCAUUACUUAGCCUUACGGUACACGGAGUCGCCCAAUAUAAACUUAAUAAAAGCUACAAAAUUUGCUCCAAUAAUUAUUUAUUGCACCGGAAUAUUUGUGUUUUCUCAAGAUACAUAAUGACUCUGGGUAGCGACGAGUAUAGUUGCAAAUAAAUUAGUGCGGAUCGAUUGUCUAUAGUGAAUAAAAUUAUCAUUAGUUUUAAGGUUUGCUCAAAUGGUGUCUCACAAAUUUAAACAAAUACCUUGUUGUAUUUUAUUCUUAUGUAUUAUUAGAUAUAAGAAUUGACAAUUUGUGCCUCGUAAGCGCUUGAAAAGCAUGUAUUUUGAAUUAAUCUUAAUUUCGGUAAGACAGUUUUUAUACGGAUUUAUAUACUGAUAAUAUAAGUACUUAUAACGAUAGUAAUAUUUGUGAACAAUGCUCAUGUAGUUAAUAAAGUGUGUAAACAAAAAUAGAUGCCAAAGUCCACGUGAAAAUGGAGUACAAUUAAUUCAAAGUAUCUACGUAGUUUGAAAUUAAAGCAUUUCAGUUUUAGUUUACUAAUUAGAUUUUUAUGCAAUAUUAACUUUGUAAUGUUUAUGUAAUAGUGUGUUUAUUUCCAAUAAAAUAU
Molecule: messenger RNA, 3401 nt
Organism: Pieris brassicae (large cabbage white)
Lineage: Eukaryota; Metazoa; Arthropoda; Insecta; Lepidoptera; Pieridae
Gene: LBR
Product: delta(14)-sterol reductase TM7SF2
Exons: 3
Coding region: 261-2189 (642 amino acids)
Biological process (GO): sterol biosynthetic process
Cellular component (GO): nuclear inner membrane; endoplasmic reticulum membrane
Molecular function (GO): oxidoreductase activity, acting on the CH-CH group of donors, NAD or NADP as acceptor
Source: RefSeq, a predicted model, not a curated record